AAACUAAAUGAACGUUAAAAGACGAAAUAUGAAGAGUCGUCACAAUUAUAACUACAAGUUCCAGUCUAGACACUCUUCGGUCGUCACUCAGUGCAUGUAAAAAUGGAGAAAAAUGGUGGAAUAGCAAUCGGAAUCGAUCUAGGCACAAAAUACUCUUGCGUUGGUGUUUGGCAACAUGAUCAGGUUGAAAUCAUUCCAAACGAGCAUGGCAACAGAACUACACCAUCUUGUGUUGCUUUCACCCAUUCCGAUCAUCUUAUAGGCGAUGCUGCUGUAGAUCAAGCUGCUCUUAAUCCCUUAAAUACUAUCUUUGAUUCUAAAAGGCUGAUGGGUAGGAGGUAUAGUGAUCCUUCAGUACAAAGUGACAUUAGCCUUUGGCCAUUUAAAGUUGUUUCGGGUCCUAAUGAAAAGCCAAUGAUUGUGAUUACCUAUAAAGGUGAGGCAAAACAGUUUACUGCAGAGGAGAUCAUGUCUAUGGUUCUCAGAAAAAUGAAGGAAAUGGCUGAGGCCUACCUUGGUACUGCAGUAAAGAAUGCUGUUGUCACUGUCACGACUUUUUCUAACAGCUUCCAGCGGCAAGCUACAAAAGAUGCUGCAGACAUUGCUGGCCUUAAUGUUCUGCGUUUUAUCAAUGAGCCUACAGCUGCUGCCAUUGCUUAUGGCCUUGACAAGAAGGCUACCAUAGUAGGGGAGAAGAAUGUGCUCAUCUACGAUCUCGGUGGUGGUACUUUGGAUGUUUCUCUACUAACAAUUGAAGAGAAUAUAUUUGAGGUGAAGGCUACAGCUGGUGACACUCACCUGGGAGGAGAGGACUUUAACAAUCGUCUUGUAAAUCACUUUGUGCAGGAGUUUAAGAGGAAGUGCAAAAAGGACUUAACCAGAAAUGCGAGAUCUCUUAGGAGGUUACGGACUUACUGUGAAAGUGCAAAGAGAACCCUCUCUUAUACUGUCAAGACGGCAAUUGAAAUUGAUUAUUUGUAUGAAGGUAUUGAUUUCUGCACAAGUAUUACUCGUACUAGAUUUGAAGAACUUAAUAUGGAUUUGUUCAGGAAAUGCAUGGAGCCUGUGGAGAAGUGUUUAAGGAUUGCCAAGAUGGAUAAGGGCACAAUACAUGAUGUUGUCCUUGUGGGUGGGUCUACGAGAAUCCCAAAGAUCCAGCAGCUAUUGCAGGAAUUCUUCAAUGGAAAGGAGCUCUGCAAAAGCAUAAAUCCUGAUGAAUCUGUUGCUUAUGGUGCUGCUGUUCAAGCUGCUAUCUUGAGUGGCGAAGCUAAUGAAAAAGUUCAGGACCUAUUACUGUUGGAUGUUACUCCUUUGUCCCUUGGGAUGGAGACGGCUGGGGGAGUAAUGACUGUCAUAGUCCCUCGAAACACACGUAUCCCUACAAAGAAAGAACUAUUUCUCCCGAAACGUGAGGAUAACGAGCCUGCAGGGUUGAUCCAAGUAUUUGAAGGUGAGAGAACAAGGACAAGGGAUAACAUUAUGCUGGGAAAAUUUGAACUCUCUACUAUAUCUCAUUCCUCAAGGGGUGUACCAGAGAUUACUGUCUGCUUUGAUAUCGAUGAGAAAGGUGUGUUGGACGUUUCUGUUGUGGAAAAGACUACUGGACAGACAAAGAAAAUAACAUUAAAUAAUAAGGGAAGAUUUUCUAGUAAAGACAUAGAAAAAUUAGUCCAAGAAGCUGAGAUGUACAAAGCUGAGGACGAGGAGCAAAAGAAAAAGGUUGGAGAGAAAAGGAUUAGGGCGAAGAAUGCAUUGGAGAACUUUGCAUAUGGCAUGAAAAAAACAAUCAGGGAUGUUAAGAUGAAGGUGUACAAUGCAGUUGAACAGUCAGUUCAGUGGUUGGAUGGAAACCAGUCUGCGCAAGCAGAGGAGUUUGAGUACAAACUGAAGGAACUGAAGGAGAAAUGCAAUUUUAUCAUUGCCAAGACAUAUGGUCCUGGUGCGGCUCCUAAUAUGGCAGGUGGCAAGGAUAAGUAUAACUCGUCUGCUUGUGCAAGUGGUGAAGGUUUCAAGAUCGAGGAAGUUGAUUAAUUGUGAAAUUUUUAUCAAAAUUAUGUUAAUUUGUAGGGUUUCUUUAUGAAAUGUACUUAUUUAUUGAUUGUUGAGUAGUGAUGCAUUAUGAGUCUAAGCUAUCUAGCACUUUCCUUUUCAGAUAUUACCUGUUGAAUUUUUGUGCUGGAAUGUUUUCAA
This is a messenger RNA of Daucus carota subsp. sativus, 2190 nucleotides long. Its product is annotated as heat shock cognate 70 kDa protein 2. Bases 103 to 2031 code for a protein of 642 amino acids. Gene Ontology annotation, cellular component: cytoplasm. Gene Ontology annotation, molecular function: ATP binding; ATP-dependent protein folding chaperone. NCBI's taxonomy places the organism in Eukaryota, Viridiplantae, Streptophyta, Magnoliopsida, Apiales, Apiaceae. The transcript has 2 exons. The record is from RefSeq and is a predicted model, not a curated record.